UCUCUAACAAGCAAAUUAUAAAGUGAAGUCACGCGAGAUAGGUCAUCUCCAACAAAUGUCACAACAAAAGAUUUAAUAACAAAUAACCGAAAUGAAUCGCUUCGAAUAUGUAGAGGCCCGUCUAAGUCCUAAUGAAUCCUUCGUAAGUCGCGACAACAAGGUGAAAAUAUACGAUGGGGACCAAAAGACGGAGUUUGAGGAGGGUGAAGUUGUUCUCACCACGCACCGACUUUUCUGGGGUCGUCCAGGGGAAAUAGCCCGAGCUGCUGUAACUCUUUGCCUGCCACUCAGCUAUGUGGUAUCCCUCAGCGAGGAAACGACUGCCUCUAACUUCUUUGGCCGCAAAACCCGAAUUAUCAUGCAUCUCCGCCCGCCAGGACCGGAUAAAGCACCAGGACCACUGGACACCAGUCGCGCAACCCACAUAAAAUUGUCAGGAAAGAACGGUCUUAGUGUGGAGUUUCACAGUGCACUGCGGGAAACUCUUAAUGCCCGCGUCUGGGAAAUUCUUUUUACCAGCGAGACCAUUGUUAAUGGAGUGGCUAGCAGUCCCACCUCGGAGCCAGCAAACGAUAGAUUGGCUCGAAUUCAAAAGCGAACUGGAAUUGGCGGCAUUGAGCGUCACCUGGAGGCGAAAUCCAAAGCCACGGAUGAGAACAUAGCCCUGGCCUUUCAGGAUCUCAGUGUGCUAAUGGCCAUGGCAAAGGACAUGGUUGGAGUGUCCAAGACAAUAAGCAGCAAGAUACGCGAACAAAAGGGCGAGAUAUCCGACGACGAGACGGUGCGGUUUAAAUCCUAUUUAAUGAGCCUCGGAAUCGAUGAUCCAGUGACGAGGGACAACUUUACCAGCAAUUCGGCGUACUUCAGCAGUUUAGCACGACAGAUUUGCGAAAUGCUUCUCGAUCCCCUCGAGGAGCACGGGGGCAUGAUGUCCUUGGCUGAUGUUUACUGUCGCGUGAAUCGAGCCCGUGGAUUGGAACUUCUAUCACCCGAGGACUUGCUGCAUGCCUGCGAGCAGCUUAGUGGUCCCAUUCGCCUGCGCAGCUUUCCCAGCGGCGCAAGAGUGUUGCAACUGGAGUCCCACGAUGAUGCCCUAAUUGCCGUUGACACAUUGGAGAAGGUUGAACAAGCUGAAUCUCUGGCUGUGGAAGAACUGGCCAAGCAGCUAGGAAUCUCGCUUCUGCUUGCCAAGGAGCGAUUGCUGGUGGCCGAGCGUCUGGGAAAGGUGUGCCGUGAUGAGUCCGUGGAGGGCCUGCGUUUCUACCCCAAUCUGCUGCUAAACCGAGACUAACUUAACUGUGAAUGUGCUUGUUACUAGAUAUGCUUAAUAAACAAUUAUUACUUUUUAUUUAAAACUGA
Molecule: messenger RNA, 1359 nt
Organism: Drosophila ficusphila
Lineage: Eukaryota; Metazoa; Arthropoda; Insecta; Diptera; Drosophilidae
Gene: Vps36
Product: vacuolar protein-sorting-associated protein 36
Exons: 3
Coding region: 92-1291 (399 amino acids)
Biological process (GO): protein transport to vacuole involved in ubiquitin-dependent protein catabolic process via the multivesicular body sorting pathway
Cellular component (GO): ESCRT II complex; late endosome membrane
Molecular function (GO): phosphatidylinositol-3-phosphate binding; ubiquitin binding
Source: RefSeq, a predicted model, not a curated record